Molecule: messenger RNA, 3300 nt
Organism: Rotaria socialis
Lineage: Eukaryota; Metazoa; Rotifera; Eurotatoria; Philodinida; Philodinidae
Source: the annotation of a GenBank genome assembly
AUGAGUGACGAUGAUGAUAUCGACUUUACUUCGGCCAAUCAAAGUUCUAGAAACUUGGCUUCUCUUUUUCAUGGUAGUGAACCAGCAGUAGCAGCACCGACUGUAGCUUAUGUUCCACCUAAACAACCUAAAAAAGAUUCUCCACCAAAGAUCAUGACAGCAACUGCUGUUCAAGCAUUUUCACUUGGUGCCGAUCAAAAAUGGGCGCCACGAGGGAAAAUGGGUGUUGCUAUAUUAUCAACGGAUAAUACAAUGUUUCAACUUAUUCUAUAUUUAACAAAAACUCAACAUAUUACAUCGGCACGCAUAAAUACUUCAUCAGUCUUCACAUGCCAAGUAAAUAAUUAUUUGGCGUUUCAAGACGAUGGUGGUAUUAAUUGGUCAGUGAUGUUUGAUACCAAACAAACACUUGCUGACUUUAUUUUACAAAUUGUCGUGGCAAAAGCUUAUUUGCUCGGAUUUAAAUUCGAUUAUAUUAUACAAGAUAUUCGAGAAGGUGAAGGUUCAAUUUUAGCUGAUCAUGACAGCGCAGAAAUAGCAGUUAAUCAAUAUAAGUUACUUGAAAAUGGAACAGUUGCAUCUGCUGAUAGCGGAGAAACUAAACCACUAAGACUGAAAAUUGGUAAACAGCAAAAUGGCAAAGCAUUUGAUGAUGCAAUUCGUGGAAUGAAAAAAAAUGGUCAACGUAUAACAAUGAUCGGGAAAAUACUUUAUAAUAUAGAAAUUAUUCGUGUCAAACGAGAAAAAGAAGCUCGUUCUAGUUCAAUAACAAUGCCAUCAGAAGAACAACCAACUGUGGAACGAAAACAUACAAUUACAGAAGAGAAUGAAACUAAUGAUGACAAAAAUAAAAUGUUACAACGCAUUAACAAAAUGGGUGGAGUUUCAAUGCUUCCUAAUUCAAAUCAAACAAGUGCAUUUACUAAUCCGCAUCAACACCAACUACCUGCAUUAGGUGAUGAUGAUUCGAUUAAUAAUGAAUUUAUUCAAAAUGCUGUAUCAUCAAGAUCUAUGCCAACAGCAACAAUUCCACCACCAGUUCAAUUCGUACCGCCCAUGUAUCAGCAUCAGCAUCAGCUUCAUCAUCAACAAGCUGCUUCUCAUUCUUUAAUACAACAGCCACUUCUAUACCCAGUACAGCAACCAUUACAUGAUUACAAUAGUCGGCCAGGUUCAUCAAUGAGUGGAAUGGCUUAUCAGCAAGUAGCAAUGUGGCCUUCUUCACAAUAUCUUCCGGCUACACCUACUGCUCCACCAACAGAUACAUUCUAUCAGCAACAACAAGCACAGGCACAACCACAACAAUAUCCAAAUGAUACUCGUCAAUUAUUUAAUCGACUAACAGAAAAAAUCGAUUUAUUACAUGAAAAAUUCGAUACGAAAAAUUCAACAACAUAUCCUACCAUGGAAACAAAUAUACUUCUUGCAAACAUUCAGCGAAUUGUUAAAGAAAAUGAUACUAUGAAAAAAGAUUCAUUCGAUCGUACUGCAAAAGUUGAAGAGCUUAAUCUAAAAAUAUCUGAAUUACUUGAUAGAAAUCAAAAGCUAAUUGAACAAACACAUCAAACAGCUGAGCAACGAAAUGUUGUUGUUAAUAACGUAUCCGAACAAACGGCACAGAAAAUUCUUGAUUUAGAAAAACAAAAAGUUGAAUUAACAAAUAAUUUAAGUAUAUCAACAAGUAAAAUAGCUGAUUUACAAUUACAAAUUAAUAAAUAUACGCAAGAUACAAAUGAAAGUCAGUCACGUUUGAUUACAUUAAUGCAUCAAUGUGAUCAAUAUAAAGAUGAGUUACAAAAAUCGGAACAUCAACGUUUAGAAAUUCAAAUGAAAUUUGAUUCAACGCAAGAGCAAUUAAAAACUGAAAAAUCUAUGAAAAAACAAGUACAAACUAAUUUAAAUACAUUAGAAGAAGAACUAGCUGAAACUAAAGUUACUUGUGCCAAUUUCGAAAAGAUACACAACGAACGAAAAGCGAAAUUCGAAAAUGAACGUAAACGUUGGCAAGAUGAUAUCGACGAACAAAAACAAUCAUAUGAAAAAGAACUAGAUGAACUAAGAGCUAAAUUACGUAAACAACGAACAAAUGAUACUUUGACAACGAAUCAAGAAAUUAGUCGAGUUGAACAAGAUUUAGAACGUGAAUGGCAAGAAAAACUUGAUAGACAACAUGCGCAACAUGAACGUCUAUUAAAUUCCAAAGUAAAAGAAUUAGAACAAUUGAAAACAUUACACAAUGAAAACGAAAUUAAAUUAAAACAAACAAAUGAAGACUUGCAAGAAUCCCAACAAAAUCUUCAAGCUUAUGAAGAACGAUGUGAAAAACUUCAAGAACGUCUUGUAUUAAUGAAAGAAAAAUUAGUCGAAAUGAAUGAUGAACAACCGCAAUUAAUCAAUGACCAAGUCAAACGUACGAUUAAUAUUAUAUUUCAACGUUUAAAAGCUCGCAUUCGACUAACAAAACAAUAUACUGGCGAACAAUUUCUUUCUCGUUCACUGGAUGUAAUUAAGAAAGCAACAUUAAAAGUUUUAUCGGAUAAUGAUGACGCACAAAAUGAACAAUCAACAGAUGAUACUCAAUCAGACGAUGAAAAUGAACAAGUUCAAAUAACAGCUGACAAUGAUAAAAAUGAUCAACCCUUAAAUGGAAAUUCUGUUGAUCAAAAAACAUUAAAUGAAGAAGUUUCAUCAAUAAUAGAGAAUCAAAAUGAACAAAUUUCAUUAAUAGUUGAAAAUCAAAAUGAAAAAACUGAUCUCAACCAAUCUGAUCUAACAGUGUCAACAAAUAAUCAAAAAAAUGGUUGGGAUACUAUGGAUGAUUUUCAACAGGAAUCAAAAAAUUCAUCUGAAGCACUGGAACAAAGUCAGAUCGUUAUGGUUACAGAAGAUACAACAUCUGUUGACAAUGAAACUGACGCAAUAUCAUCAAGUCUUGUGAAUGAAAAUAACAAAUCCACACCUUCGUCUGAAAUCGUCAACAACGAUCAUGCUGGUAAUGAUAUCAAUGAAGAAAUUGAAAACAAGAAUGAAGAAAAAGAUGAAGAUACUGAAAAGAAUGAUCAAAACACGGAUGUGAAGGAUAGCCAGUUACCACCGGACUUGGAAAUACCAAACGAGAAAACUUUGAGUGAUGAUGAGAAUAAUGAAGAAUUAUUUCAAUCAACUCGUCCAUAUAUUCAAGAUAGUAUUGCAUCGCCAGUUGUUACACAAUCACCUGCACCUCCUAGAAACUAUAACUUCAAUGAAAACAUUCCAUUAAUGACAAAUCUUAACGACUCAGAAGAUGAACUUUUCAAAUAA